ACGUAGACCUGUCAGGCUCUGCUGUCCACCGAACAGUCAAGCGGACAGACGUCGACAGAGCGGCGGUACUGGGAGUGUUUUAUGGCACAGCUGCCUACUCAGCACGACGUUAGAUGUGUUGUAUGUAAAAAUACCGCGUCGUUUUAGAGGUCGGGAGAACGUACGCACUGCUGUACAUUCAGCGAGGAAUGUAGCUAAGACAAAGUCACUCGGCUAACUUUUAAGUGCUAAACAGCCGUCGAGCAAAAUUGAACUUCAUCGAUCGCGGAUAGUUCGUCUGAAAAUACACUCAGCGGAAGUCAAACUGGGAUUAAAACCAGUGCUUGGACUUGGACUUUUUACAGAGAACUACCGAAAUGCAUGGGGCAACUAUCUUUUCUAACUUUUCUUUCUCCACGGUGGUGAAAACGGUUGUGUCGUAGUGGCAUACAUUAGCUAAUUUUAGCACGCUAGCUAGGAGCAUUUAGCUGCCAGCCCAACAGUAAGUUACAGCAGUUUGCUACUAACUGUCUGAAGGACUUUACAUCUCAUUCAACUUUGUUAUGACAAUGUCGUUCCUACAUUUUGCAACAGGUAGACCUUUUGCAAGCACGACGACGCAGCAAAAAACAUCAGAAAUUUAGAAACUUCGCCGAUAUUUGUUGUAUGUUGGUGACUCCAGGUUGUACUGCGGGCAAUGACAUGAGUUGUAGUUUGGCUUUUUGGUUCGUGUUUUGAAGAUUGUUCCCGUGUUUCUGAAAACAAAGUCACCCUAAUGAUGCAGUGUUUGGAAACCGUCUAACCCCCGCUACCGACCGACCAUGUUGGAUCAUACAGAAUAACACCAGAGUCGGAGAGGAGACGAGCUUCAAGUCGCGCAGUUUGCUCCAUAUUUUUGUGCUCAUGCGAACAGUAGGAACACACAAGGAAACAUUUCUUUUGGCCUAGGGAUACAAUCGCUUGUCUGAAGUCUUCGUCAGUUUAUGCAUCAAAAUGUCGGCCAUCUCUGCAUCCGAGAAAGUGGACGGGUUUACGAGAAAGUCCAUGAGGAAGGCCCAGAAACAGAGAAAAUCCCAAGGCUCGUCUCAGUAUCGCACACAGAGCGCUCCAGUUGAGCUUUCACCGCUGCCGCAACUCAAAGAUGCCCCCUCCGCAGAGCAGCAGGAACUGUUCACCCAGAAACUCCAGCAGUGCUGCAUGCUUUUUGACUUCCUGGACUCAGUGAUAGACCUGAAGAGCAAGGAGAUCAAGAGGGCCACACUCAACGAGCUAGUGGACUAUGUUUCCACCAACAGAGGGGUGCUGGUGGAAUCUACGUACCCAGAGAUCACCAAUAUGAUCUGCACCAACAUAUUCCGGACACUUGCACCGAGUGAAAACCCAGAUUUUGACCCAGAGGAGGAUGAACCCACUCUAGAGGCUUCGUGGCCUCACAUGCAACUUGUCUACGAGUUUCUGCUUCGCUUUCUUGAGAAUCCAGACUUCCAGCCCAGCAUUGCGAAGCGCUACAUUGACCAGAAGUUUGUUCUGCAGCUCCUGGAGCUGUUUGACAGUGAGGACCCGAGGGAGAGGGACUUCCUGAAGACCAUCCUGCACCGGAUCUAUGGAAAGUUCCUGGGGUUGCGAGCCUUCAUCAGGAAGCAGAUCAACAACAUCUUCUUGCGGUUCAUCUAUGAAACUGAUCACUUCAACGGUGUCGCUGAGCUCCUAGAAAUCCUGGGAAGUAUCAUCAACGGCUUCGCAUUGCCUUUGAAGGCAGAGCACAAACAGUUCCUGAUGAAGGUGCUCAUCCCGUUACAUACAGCUAAAGGACUGGCACUUUUCCAUGCACAGCUGGCCUACUGUGUGGUACAGUUCCUGGAGAAGGAUCCUACACUCACUGAACCGGUGAUCCGCGGGCUGCUGAAGUUUUGGCCUAAAACCUGCAGCCAGAAAGAGGUGAUGUUCCUGGGUGAAAUUGAGGAGAUUCUGGAUGUCAUUGAGCCGACACAGUUCAAGAAAAUCCAGGAGCCAUUGUUCAAACAGAUUUCUAGAUGUGUGGCCAAUCCCCACUUCCAGGUAGCAGAGCGAGCGCUGUACUUCUGGAAUAACGAGUACAUCCUCAGCCUCAUAGAGGAAAACAUCGACAAGGUCCUUCCCAUCAUGUUCGGUAGUUUGUACAGAAUCUCCAAAGAGCACUGGAAUCCGACAAUCGUAGCUCUGGUGUACAAUGUGCUGAAGACGUUGAUGGAGAUGAACUGCACGCUGUUUGAUGAAUUGACUUCCUCCUAUAAAGCAGACCGGCAACGGGAGAAGAAGAAGGAGCAGGAGCGUGAUGAGCUGUGGAAGAAGCUGGAGGAGCUGAGGCUCAGCAACACCACUCUAGUACAGAACAACAGCCAUGGGCUCCAGAGUGUCCAGAACAACAACAACAACAACAACAAUAGUAAUAAUAAUAAUGACAACCAGGACAAGGCUGCUGACACGGCUGCCGUCACCACAGACGACAAAGAUCCUGAUGUCACUGAGGCAGCCAAUAAGAGCACCCCAUGUGCCAAAUGACGUCGGACAUCAGUUUUUUAUUCCCUAACGGUUUGACACCGUGUUCAGGACUGUCAGGGGGAGAUUAACGGAGACGGAAAAAACACAAAUUACACCUCAGCAGUAUAUAAAAUCUUAGAGUGACUUAGAAUGCCAGCAUUUCUUUGUCCCAAAAAAAGAAAAAAGAAAAAAAAAAGAUACUUCAACUUAAGACUAUUUUUGGAUGUUACAGUGUGGCUGCAGUAUAUUGUGUAUUUGUCUGAUCAAAGAUUUAUCCUUUCGCAUUUAGUUUCUUAACUGAGAAUGAUUUUCUUUUGUUAUAUUCAUUGUAUGAUACAUGGGAGGGGAGAAAAUAAUAAUGACUUGAAUUCAA
Messenger RNA from Thunnus maccoyii (southern bluefin tuna), 2872 nucleotides. RefSeq names its product protein phosphatase 2, regulatory subunit B', alpha isoform (gene ppp2r5a). Lineage: Eukaryota; Metazoa; Chordata; Actinopteri; Scombriformes; Scombridae. The transcript has 13 exons. Gene Ontology annotation, molecular function: protein phosphatase activator activity. Gene Ontology annotation, biological process: signal transduction; protein dephosphorylation. The record is from RefSeq and is a predicted model, not a curated record. Gene Ontology annotation, cellular component: nucleus; protein phosphatase type 2A complex; cytosol. The coding region runs from base 973 to 2520 and encodes 515 amino acids.